AUGGGCCUAAUGAUUUCGUACUUGACCCCUUGCAUGCAAGCCCACACUGCAUCCCUCACUCUCUCUUUUCAUAAGCACAAUCACACACAGACCGCGCGCGGAUCUUGCCUCAAGGGUCCCCACCCACCACAGACCGGCUGCCCCUUUCCCCACCCAUUCUCCUUUCCCUGCACACCGCACAGCUCUCUCUCUCUCUCUCUCUCUCUCUCUCUCUCUCUCUCUCUCUCUCUCUCUCUCUCUCUCUGUGUUGUUUGCCACAGCCACCCACCCACCCAUCACAGCCACCCACCCCUCACGCGGUCCACAAGCUUGCCCAGUCCUGCUGCCCCACACGGCCCGACUGCGACUCGCACCGAUAACAUACCCGUCAUGACGCCCGCCCCUGUCAUGAACCCCGUUCAAGUCUGGCAACAGCAGCUGGCUGCCUACCAAGCGGCCUACGCGCACCAAAUCCUUCUCCAACAACAGCAGCUCCACCAACACCAUCAACAACAACUUCAGCAACAGCGCAUUCACUUGCAGCCCGCCACCUCCCCUCAGCUCGAGGAGCAGCAGCAGCAGCAGCAGCAGAAAACAUCCAUCCCGGACGAGGUUGGCCCCGCUGUCAAGCGCGUCCGACAAACCGUCGUCGCCGCCGCCGCCACCACCACCAGUCCUGCCGCUUCUCCGGCAGCGUCCCCGUCAUCAUCCGAACCAGUGGCUCAGGUUCUCAUCCCUUCCAUGCAACUGGUCAUUAAAUGUGACGAUCAAGUGCGCACCCUCGCCGAAACGCGUGCCAAGAUGGGCCUUCACCCUUCCCAGGGCCGCUUCCGUGUUAACGGCUUGGUCAUCAGCCACCACGUCGAACACGACAUUCAACUCGUGCCCCAACAUCGCUACGAACUCGACCUUUGCGCUGCUAUGACUUCCCAGCCCCCCACCAAGCAGAUGCCCAGUUUUCCCACUUGCUCCGACUUUGAAUUUAUGUACUCGACCGACGAGGCAUCGUGCAUGGGCCCAAGUACCGCGGCCAUGUCCAAGGUCAACUUUGGCCAACAUGCCAAAGACCUCAAAUCCGCCGCUCGCCUGCACAACGGAGCCUCAUGCUUUGGACCUGCCGUUGCAAUCCCCAACAGCCGCCGGCGUCGUCGCAGCUCGCCCAUUCUCCGCCGCCAACACGCUGCUCUGGCACCCAGCACCGACCACUCCCUGGCGCUGGCGUGUGGCGAGACAGCCAUGGCCACCGCCGACGAUGGCAUGGAUGGGCUGGCCAUCCAUGUCUAAAGCUCUUCCCCUUUUUGCUUUUUGCGUUUUGGUUUUGUUCUCUUUUCCGUUUCUUAGACUAGACCCGAUUUAGAUUUUCCUCUUGCUUCAGGAUGAACGCUCCCCGAGGCGCUUCCAUCCUGUUGCUUUGAUAUUUUACCUUGUUCGCCCAGGCCCGAGGCCACGGCACUUGCGUGGCGGCAUGUCAAUGAGUUGUGUAUACGCAAAACAAAGUCACGCUGAGCGUGCCCAUUUGUUUUUUCAACCUCGGCUGCGAAACAGCCAUGCCCCCUCCCUUGCCAACUUUUGCAAAUUCAACAAAACGUUUG
Messenger RNA from Monosiga brevicollis MX1, 1571 nucleotides. RefSeq lists its product as uncharacterized. Bases 1 to 1263 code for a protein of 420 amino acids. The transcript has 3 exons. The record is from RefSeq and is a predicted model, not a curated record. NCBI's taxonomy places the organism in Eukaryota, Choanoflagellata, Craspedida, Salpingoecidae.